Xenopus laevis (African clawed frog) is the source of this 4509-nucleotide messenger RNA. It is a transcript of the gene cgnl1.L, whose product is annotated as cingulin-like 1 L homeolog. The transcript is spliced from 19 exons. The record is from RefSeq and is a predicted model, not a curated record. Gene Ontology annotation, cellular component: bicellular tight junction; myosin complex. Lineage: Eukaryota; Metazoa; Chordata; Amphibia; Anura; Pipidae. Bases 179 to 4006 code for a protein of 1275 amino acids. Gene Ontology annotation, biological process: protein localization to cell-cell junction.
AGAUGGCAGUAAAAAAAACUUGUCCAGAUUUGAGAUUCCAAUGAACAAAAGAAGGAAAGGGGCGGCUACCUUUGCAGGGGAGGGAAGGCUGGAAAGCUGAGCAGUGUUUGGGAGAAUAUGUUAAUUGCCUCAUAUGGCUGAGGGGACGUUCUGCAAAAGGUGACAAGUAAUCAAUAAAAUGGAUGCACGCUUUGAUGGUUUACGGUAUCUUCAACAGGACGGUGGUGUUCUCCACCAAAAAAGUGAUGAACGACCUCAAAAACAUAGAAAUUCAAACAAUAUAAAAGAAGGCACUUAUGGUGUAAGUAUUAGAGUCCAGGGGAUAGAUGGACACCCCUAUAUUGUUUUAAAUAAUAAAGAAGGACACUUGUCAGAAAAUGACUACUUACCAGACAGUAGUUCCCAGUCUUUAAGACCAGCAGUUAUUUCCAGUGAACAUUUAUUUCCCAAAAAUCCACUUGAAGCAUCCAUUCGCAGCACAAAUAAAACACAAUAUUUAAAUUCUGGAAAUGGAUUCAAAGAUGGGGCUGUAAAACAGUCAACCUUGCUAAAUUUCCAAAAGCAUCCAGAACUUUUAAAACCAUAUGAUCCAAAUGAACACAGACUAAAUGAUGAAAAUUUCAAAAUGUCCAAUAAUCAGUGCAAAUUAACUGCCGAUGAGGACCCAAAGAAAAAUCAUAAACUUUCUGGUUCCUUUUAUAAGGGGAUUUCAACUACAUAUUCGAGUUUAAAAUCUUUAGAUACACCAAAAUACGAAGACAAGGAAGCAUCACUAAAUCUAACAACUAAGCAAGAAGUCCAAAGCAGAUUAUCAUCAGUUAACAAAAGCAUUUUAAGCAGCCCAGGUGAUACUUCUACCUCAGAGUCUUUCUCAUCAAGUAAUGGAUCACCUUCUAGUAAUCGCUCAAUUGCUUAUGUGGAGUCCAAAAAAUCAAGGCCAGAUGUUCUGCAGUUCAGAAGACAGAAUUCUGCAGGCGCAAUUGAAGGGUCUCGCUCACGUAGGUCAUCUGGCUCCUCAACUGCAACUUCCCAGUCUUUUCAGAAAUUUUUGACUGAUGAACAAGAGGAUUCUUUGUAUGCAGAGAAUGUGAACCGUCAUGAAAACAGAAGGUAUAUUCCUUUCGUACCAGGAACAGGUCGUGACAUUGACACUGGCUGUAUUUUGGGAGUGGAUGAGUUGAUCGAAAAGUUUGACAGAAAUAUUUCUAUGCAGCGGAGAGGUAGAUCUGCAAAACGGAACAAGAUUAAUCCAGAAGACCGCAAAAGGUCGAGAAGUGUUGACAGUGCAUAUCCAUUUGGCCUUCAUAGUAAUUCAGAAUAUUUAAAUGAGUACAGUAAAAGUUUGGGGAAGUCAAAUGAGCAUUUACUGAAACCUUCCAAAAUCUGCCCACAGAAAACACACACUCAGUACUACAAAAUGUCCUUUAAGAGACAGAACACAACAGGGAGCCUUGUCUCUCAGCCUUCUCUGUCUGAUAACACCCAGAGCAAAUCUUAUGGAUCCCUGCAGCAUCAGAAGGAAAUAAACUAUCGCACAGAUGAACCGGACAGUGUAUCAUAUAUUUCAUCCACUUUGCCAAACAGGAGUAAAAAAGAUGAAGAUGUAAAGAUGAUUAAAUCGACUCUACAAUUAAAGGACUGCAUGUCAAGCCCACCAAGGGAGGGUUUAAGGAAAUCUGCUGCUACAAUGCAUGGCUCAUGUCGAGUUGCUCAAGCAACUCCUGACCUUUUGAAGGGACAACAACAAGUAGCACAACAAACCAAUGAGGAAACUGCAAAACAAAUACUAUUUAACUAUCUGAAAGAAGGGAGCCCUGAUAAUGAUGAUGCAACUAAAAGAAAAGUCAACCUGGUGUUUGAAAAAAUCCAGACAUUAAAAUCAAGAGCUGCCAGCACCGUACAGGAUCCUUCUGCAGAUAUCAAAGUUUUGCAGGAACAGAAAAAUGAACUGGAAAGGAAAGUUUCUUCUAUGCAAGAAAGGCUUGAUGAAGAAAUGAAGAAUCGCAAAAGCAACAAAGAAGAGUCAAAGGUCAAAGCAAACAUGAAUGACAUCCAGGACCAGCUGGAGAAAAGCAUGGAAGAAAAUGUUGUGCUUCGUAAGAGACUGGGUGAAAGUGAAAAGGAAUUAAGAAAGCAUCUUGAAGAAUUGUUUGAACUAAAGAUGGAACAAGAGCAAUAUCAGACAGAGAUCAGAGACCUGCAGGAACAGUUGUCAGAAAUGCAUGAUGAAUUGGAUAAUGCCAAGAGCUCUGUUGAUGAUGAGGAAAGAGAAGCAUUUGUAGAGGAGCUGAUGCAAAUGAAACAACGGUUCCAGGAGAUCUUGUUGGUGAAAGAAGAGCAGGAAGACUUAUUAAGGAAACGGGAGCGUGAACUUACUGCACUGAAGGGAGCAUUGAAGGAAGAGGUAUCAACUCAUGACCAGGAAAUUGAUAAGCUCAAGGAACAGUAUGAUAAAGAGCUGAAAAAGAUCAGAGACAAUCUGAAUGAAGAAGUAAAGAAUUCCAGUGAUAUAGCUAAUCAGAAGAAUGAGGCCAGUCAACUAAAAGCUGUGUUUGAGAACAAAGUGAAAGUGCUGCUGCAAGAGAAUGAGGAGCUGAAAAGGAAAAUCGAGAACCUUGAGGACAAAAUUGCUGGACUUCGGCAGGAAAUAAAUGACUUCAGUGAAGAGAAUGAGAGACUCAAAGACAAACUUUCAAGGUCUGAGAAGGAAAAGCAGCAUUUGACAAUUACCUUGCAAAAUGCAAAGGACCAAGAGAAGGAAACUCUGCAGUUUGCAAGAAAGCUGGAAAAUCAACUUGAAGACACCAAGAGAAGCCUCAGCCGAGUGUCUCAUGAGCACCAGCAAUUAACAGAGAGAUUAAAGGAAGAAGCUAACCAGAAAGAACAGUUAAGGAAUCUGAAGAAUGAAAUGGAAAAUGAGCGAUGGCAGUUGGACAAGACAAUUGAAAAAUUACAAAAAGAGAUUUCAGUAAAUGUUGAGUUUUCACGAAUGUCCACGGUGGAACUUCAGAAGCAGUUUGAUGAGUAUAAAGACAAGCAUCGCAGAGAAAGUGCUGAAAUGCAGCGCCAGAUAAAAGAUAAAAAUCUGGAAGUAGAGAGUGCUUGCCAGACUAUCAAAAAACUGCAAGAUGAGGUUCGCCAUUUGGAGGAGAAUUUGCAAGAUCACCAGAGAGCCCAGGAUGAGGCUUUAACCAAGAAUCAUCUCCUUCAGCAGACCAUUAAAGACCUUCAGUAUGAGCUGGAUGCUAAAACGCACGUGAAGGAUGAUCGGAUCAGGCAGAUCAAAUCAAUGGAGGACAAGAUAUCGCAGUUAGAAAUGGAACUCGAUGAAGAGAAGAACAAUUCAGACCUUCUGUUAGAGAGAGUAACCAGAUGCAGAGAGCAGAUUGAGCAAACGAGGAGUGAACUUUUUCAAGAGAGAGCAACAAAACAAGAUCUAGAGUGUGAUAAAAUAUCAUUGGACAGACAGAACAAAGACCUGAAGAGCAGAAUAGUUCAUCUUGAAAAUUCACACAGAUCAAAUAAAGAAGGGCUUGUCGCACAGAUGGAAACGAGAAUAGCAGAGCUGGAAGAACGCCUGGAAUAUGAAGAAAGGGACCGGGCAAGUCUCCAGCUCAACAACCGCAGACUGGAGAGGAAAGUUAAGGAGUUAAUGAUGCAAGUGGAUGACGAGCACCUUACUCUAACGGAUCAAAAAGAUCAGUUAAGUUUGCGACUGAAGUCAAUGAAGAGGCAAGUGGAAGAAGCUGAAGAGGAAAUCGACAGACUGGAGAGCGCGAAAAAGAAACUGCAGCGGGAUCUAGAAGAGCAAACCGAUCUAAAUGACCAACUUCAAGCUCAACUUACCGCUACGAAAAAGGAACUUAGCAGACGCAAGAGUUCUCCAAGCCGAAUGGUUAAUGACCUUGAGGAUGAUGAUGACGACGACCUGAGCACUGACGGGGAGAGUCUUUAUGAUGGUCCAUCCGUAUAUACAUUCUCUAGGGAUGAUGGCAUACGGGCCUGAGCUGCAUAUUGUUUCGGACUAUGGAAAAUAAAAAGAGACACAAAAGCUUUGGAAUUUGUUACAUACACAACAAAACUGGUGCCAAAUUGGCUACACACAAGCAGUUCAAUGAAAGUUGUAUUAUUGGAAACACAGCUGAAUUUUCAGUUGCAGUAUUCUGAUUUUUCUAUGUAAAUGUUAUGCUUAACCUAAAACAAUCAUUUAUACUUUGCCAUGCAAAUUAUUUCACAGAGAAUCGUCCAAAUUGAUAGUCUUGUGAUUUUAAGUCUAUGCACUACAGUUAUUUAAUAACUAUUACAUAGACAUCGAAAAUAUAUUGAUGUAUAUAUUUGUUUUAUUGAUUCAUACACUUCAAUUUUGUAAAAUCACAUUUGUGACUUAAUUUUCAUGCCAUUAUCAAAUUAAAUAUCUUCUUUCAACUAUUACCUCUAUUACUGAGCUGUAUAAAGUCACGUUCAAAACUUCUUUUCACACAGGGUCAAUAAAGUGCCAGAAGUGAUAUA